Symphalangus syndactylus (siamang) is the source of this 3823-nucleotide messenger RNA. It is a transcript of the gene CDADC1, whose product is annotated as cytidine and dCMP deaminase domain containing 1. Lineage: Eukaryota; Metazoa; Chordata; Mammalia; Primates; Hylobatidae. Gene Ontology annotation, cellular component: cytoplasm. The record is from RefSeq and is a predicted model, not a curated record. Gene Ontology annotation, molecular function: dCMP deaminase activity; zinc ion binding.
UCUCCGGCCGACGGGCAGCCCUCUGACGCCGCAGCCCCGCCUCUCUAUGACGUCACACGAGGAGCCCUGAAGUGGCGGUCAAGCUUGAGGCGUCAUCUGGCUGCGCCUAGUGGGCCGUUGCCUUACAGUUUCUGAGAGGAGGCGAGAGGCGGGGACGCUAGGGGCAAGAUCAUGUCUGACUGGGAGAGGUUUCCUUGGCAGCAGAGGACGCUAGGUUUGGGAUGAAAGAAGCUGGGCAGAUGCAAAAUCUGGAGAGCGCGAGGGCCGGGCGGUCAGUCAGCACCCAGACUGGCAGCAUGACCGGUCAGAUACCAAGGCUUUCUAAAGUCAACCUUUUCACUCUGCUCAGCCUCUGGAUGGAGCUCUUCCCAGCAGUAGAAGACCAGCGGCAAAAAUCUCAGAAAAAUGAAGAGGGAAAGCAUGGACCCUUAGGAGAUAAUGAAGAGAUGACCAGAGUAUCUACUGACAAAAGACAGGUAAAGAGAACUGGUCUUGUGGUGGUGAAAAACAUGAAAAUUGUUGGUCUCCACUGUUCUAGUGAAGAUUUACAUGCCGGGCAGAUUGCUCUUAUUAAACAUGGGUCAAGGCUGAAAAACUGUGAUCUUUAUUUUUCCAGAAAACCAUGUUCUGCUUGUUUGAAAAUGAUUGUAAAUGCUGGAGUUAACCGAAUUUCAUAUUGGCCUGCUGAUCCCGAAAUAAGUUUGCUUACAGAAGCUUCUAGUUCUGAAGAUGCAAAGUUAGAUGCCAAAGCAGUGGAAAGAUUGAAGUCAAACAGUCGGGCCCAUGUGUGUGUCUUACUUCAACCUUUGGUGUGUUAUAUGGUGCAGUUUGUAGAGGAGACCUCUUACAAAUGUGACUUUAUUCAAAAAAUUACCAAAACAUUGCCGGAUGCUAACACUGACUUUUAUUAUGAAUGUAAACAAGAAAGAAUAAAAGAAUAUGAAAUGUUAUUUUUGGUUUCAAAUGAAGAAAUGCAUAAGCAAAUACUGAUGACUAUAGGUUUGGAGAACCUGUGUGAAAAUCCAUACUUUAGCAAUCUAAGGCAAAACAUGAAAGACCUUAUCCUACUUUUGGCCACAGUAGCUUCCAGUGUGCCGAACUUUAAACACUUCGGAUUUUACUGUAGCAAUCCAGAACAGAUUAAUGAAAUUCACAAUCAAAGUUUGCCACAGGAAAUUGCAAGGCACUGCAUGGUUCAGGCCAGGUUAUUGGCAUAUCGAACUGAGGAUCAUAAAACAGGAGUUGGGGCAGUCAUUUGGGCAGAAGGGAAAUCUAGAAGUUGUGAUGGAACAGGUGCCAUGUACUUCGUAGGAUGUGGUUACAAUGCUUUUCCUGUUGGAUCUGAGUAUGCUGACUUCCCACACAUGGAUGACAAGCAGAAAGACAGAGAAAUAAGGAAAUUCAGAUACAUCAUACAUGCGGAACAGAAUGCCUUGACAUUUAGGUGUCAAGAAAUAAAACCAGAAGAAAGAAGCAUGAUUUUUGUGACAAAGUGCCCAUGUGAUGAGUGUGUACCUUUAAUCAAAGGUGCAGGCAUAAAACAAAUCUAUGCAGGAGAUGUAGAUGUUGGAAAAAAGAAGGCAGACAUCUCUUACAUGAGGUUCGGGGAGCUUGAAGGUGUUAGCAAAUUUACAUGGCAGCUGAAUCCAUCAGGAGCUUAUGGUCUUGAACAAAAUGAGCCUGAAAGGAGAGAAAAUGGUGUGUUGAGACCUGUCCCACAGAAGGAAGAGCAGCACCAGGACAAGAAGCUGUGCCUCGGAAUCCACUAAGAAGGCCUGUCUACACUGCAGGGGAACCUCAAGAACUUUUCAUUGCACUUCUAAAAUUCAGCCUUGUUCAUUCAGAAAAUAAGGAUGGAUUUUGUGAAUAAUUGAAAAGAUUUUUUAAGGAAGCUAAUUUAUUUCUAGGAUACAAAUGGUGUUAAUAAGAAUAUUUGUCUUUUAGAUUUAUGUGUGGGUUUUCCAUAAUGUAGUAGUGUGUUAUUUUAUUACAUGAAAUGAGGGAGCAAUAACUUAAACCAACGUAAUCACCAACAGGGACUGAUUUCUAUUUAUCUUGACUUUAUAUUAGCCAAUUUGAAAGGGUCUGCUUCACAAGAGGUCAUGCCUCUGCAGGGAAUCACACACCUUUUGAGAAAUAUUAAUUCUUUUUAAUUACAAGAGUGACAGUUAGUAAACUGCUCCAGGGAAAUAAGUGUCAUCUUUUUAAGAGUCAGUGUAUAGCAAACCAAAAGGUCACAUUUAUACCCAAAGCUUUCUAGUAAUCAGAAUUUACUUAAUUAGAAUUGACUUAUAAAAAUAAAGUUAGUGGGCUGGGCGCGGUGGCUCACGCUUGUAAUCUCAGCACUUUGGGAGGCCGAGGCGGGCGGAUCAUGAGGUCAGGAGAUUGAGACCACGGUGAAACCCCGUCUCUACUAAAAAUACAAAAAAAUUAGCCGGGCGUGGUGGCGGGCGCCUGUAGUCCCAGCUACUCGGAGAGGCUGAGGCAGGAGAAUGGCGUGAACCCGGGAGGCGGAGCUUGCAGUGAGCCGAGAUUGCGCCACUGCACUCCAGCCUGGGCGACAGAGCGAGACUCUGUCUCAAAAAAAUAAAAUAAAAUAAAAUAAAAAUAAAAAAAUAAAGUUAGUGGACUUGGUCUCCAUUUUUAAAGUAUAUUUUGUAAAUGUUAAUUCUGUGGUCCUGUUUAUCACAGAGUUUGGGUAGCAAUAAGAAGAGAGUGUUAUUCUGAGACAGUGUCGCUGCUUGAUAUCACUGACUCUUGAAAUCACUAACAGUGAACCUCAAAUUUGGUUAUGAUGUUAACAGAGAAGAAAUAUUUGAGUCUGGAAUAUUGAAACUAGCUUUCCUAGAAUUCCAUUAAUAAAUGCCGCUCCCCCAUAUAAUCUUCCCUUCUGUAUAAUUAACAUAGGUUGUCUCAUGGCUUUGAUCUGCAAAAGGAAGAGCCUUUUAAAAACAUUUGCCAACCUCGAGAAUAAAUACUGAAAGUCUUGAAAGUAUGGUCAUUUCAGCUAUUCCAGAUUGCUGUCUGUGAUUUCUCACAUUUUUAUUUGCUGAGAAACAUUCAGAAAAUUAUUCCAAAAAUGAAGGUACAUUUUCUGUUCUCUCCUAGGUUAGAGAGGGGGUGGCCUGGGGUGCUUCAUGAGAAAUGUCUCCCUGGAUCUGCGGUGGUCAGGGUUGCCUCUGCUUUUGUUCCCUGCCUUUCCAGAACAUCACACGGCCUCACUGGGCUUCCUACCAGUUUCUCAGAAUUACACGCAGGACCAUCCAAACACUGGCUCCAUGCCAGGGCUGUGACUGCAGCAUGUGUAGGUCCAUGGGGAGUUCAGAGUCAUCAUACAAGGCAGCCGAGAACUGCCAUAAACCCUACACAGAUGGAAGGCAUGGGAUAGGACGGGAGAGGAGGCGAGGUACACUUAGAGGUAACUAAGGCUAGUUUGAAAACCAUGAGUUAAGAUAUUCUUAUCAGUAUAAAAACACUGAGAUUGCUUACCUCCCAAAUUGCUUUAUUAUAUUAACUCUCGUGCUUCAGCUCUUGGAUUUGUUGUUUCUAACUAACGUGUCAUGUACACCAAACAUUUUAUAAAUCAAUCAGUAAAUAUUUUGCAAGACCCAAAAUCCUGGCAUACUGCCAGGUCUGUGGAUUUCCCUGUUGGGUGUUGGGAUGGGAUAUGAGAGGAAGCAGCAUACAUGUAGGAAAAACUGUGAUUAGAAAGGGAAAAAAUAGGCAUUUCCACAGUACUAUUAAGAGAGUCAUGAUAAUGCCAUUUUUUUUCUUCUGUACAACUGGUCAGAUUUCAAUAAAUAAUCAUUGAUGGUUUACUGUA